GAUGGCGCUGUGGGGCCUGGCUGACGUUUCCAGGGGAAGGGGCCUUGGGGAAUCCAGGCUCUCUGGCUGUGUGACCCCUCCAAGCUAGCGACUUGGACUACGUGCAACAGACCAGGUAUCUCUGGACUUCAGUUUCUCAGGAGAGACGUCCAUGAGGAGGUCAUGCAUACAAAGCAUUUAGCACAGUGGCAGAUACGAGCCAGUGGGCCUGGAGAAUGAUUUACCAGCGUUGGGGAGGCCUGGCUUCCAGAAAACUAGCUCUGGGGUGUCUAUCAGUGAGGUCCCUGGUGCAAUCUAGGGCCAUCAGAAGGGACUGCAAAGACCCAAGGGCAGAGGUAAAGGGAGAAAAUGGGUCGUGGCCCCAGCCUGACCGAUACUGAACCUCCGGAUUAAUUCAGUUGUCUACAGCUGGGGGGAUGGGGAGGACAGGGGAGUCCUAAGGUGGGAGGGUACAGGUUUAUCAUUGCCACAGAGAGUGCGUGUGGUGAAGGGAUUUAAUUUAAGAUCAGGCCCAGGCUUCUGAGAAUCUGGCCCAGGGAAGCAACGUAAAUACAAGAAAAUCCCUGUGGCCAGGGACUUUGAUCCAAGUGUUUCGAAUCAGGCCCAGGGUCGGGAUCACAGCUAAGCGGUUUACCAACCGGGGACCUGUGCAGGAUACCAUAGAUGUGAGGGGUGGAGACGGCCGCAAGCAGGAGGCCAGAACCAGAAGGAAACGGAAUUUGGGUGGGGGUGGGGAGCUAGGACCUGUCCCCCCGCGAGGGCGUCUUGGGGAUGUGGAACUCGCCCACCCAGAGGAGGUGGCUCUCCCGGGGCGGGCCCCGGAUCCUAGGGGCGCGGGGCUGGCCCCGCUCCCCGCCGGCCUCGCGGCAGCUGGGCUGCCCCCUCGCCGCACGCAGCCCUCCCGGCUCCUCCGCCCGCCCUCGCUCCCGCUGGGCCCCGCAGCCAGAGGAGGGGCGGCCUCCCGCCCCCACCCGCUGGAUCUCAGAGUCGCCGCCCCCGGCGCCGGGCUGCAGCCGCCACGCCCCGGGAGAGGACCGACCGCCCAGACCGCCGGUGCCGGGGCUCCCUGGGCCACGCCGAUCACGGGGAGCCCCCCGACUGCCUCCCAGAGGAAAGUGGGAAAGGGAAGCUUAGCCCGCAGCUGCCGCCUCCGAGCAGCACGCCAGGACUCCGGCUGCUGGAGAUGGGCGCCCGGCUCUCGCGGCGACGGCUGCCGGCGGACCCGUCCCUGGCCCUGGACGCUCUGCCCCCGGAGCUGCUGGUGCAGGUGCUGAGCCACGUGCCGCCACGCGCCUUGGUCACGCGAUGCCGUCCAGUGUGCCGCGCCUGGCGCGACAUAGUGGACGGGCCCACCGUGUGGCUGCUGCAGCUGGCCCGCGACCGCAGCGCCGAGGGCCGCGCACUCUAUGCAGUGGCCCAACGCUGCCUGCCCAGCAACGAAGACAAGGAGGAGUUUCCGCUGUGCGCCCUGGCGCGCUACUGUCUGCGCGCGCCCUUAGGCCGCAAUCUCAUCUUCAACUCCUGCGGAGAGCAGGGCUUCAGAGGCUGGGAGGUGGAGCAUGGCGGGAACGGCUGGGCCAUAGAAAAGAACCUAACACCGGUGCCUGGGGCUGCUUCGCAGACCUGCUUUGUGACAUCUUUUGAAUGGUGCUCCAAGAGGCAGCUUGUGGACCUGGUGAUGGAAGGGGUGUGGCAGGAGCUGCUGGACAGCGCCCAGAUUGAGAUCUGUGUGGCUGACUGGUGGGGCGCUCGGGAGAACUGCGGCUGCGUCUACCAGCUCCGGGUCCGCCUUCUGGACGUGUAUGAAAAGGAAGUGGUCAAGUUCUCAGCCUCACCUGACCCGGUCCUUCAGUGGACUGAGAGGGGCUGCCGACAGGUCUCCCACGUCUUCACCAACUUUGGCAAGGGCAUCCGCUACGUAUCUUUUGAGCAGUACGGGAGAGACGUGAGUUCCUGGGUGGGGCACUAUGGCGCCCUUGUGACCCACUCCAGUGUGAGGGUCAGGAUCCGUCUGUCCUAGCGACUGGACUACCGCCUGACGUUGUCAAGACCAGCCUUGCAGUGGGUGCGGUGGCUCACACCUGUGGAAUCCCAGCACUUCAGGAGGCCGAGGUAGGAGGAUCACUGGAGCUCGGGAGUUCAAGACCAGCCUGGGCAACAUAGUGAGACCCUGUCUCCACAAAUAAUUUUUAAAAAAUUAGCCAGGCAUGGUGGUGCCGCCUGUAGUGCCAGCUACUCAGGAGGCUUGGGUGGGAGGAUUGCCUGAGACCAGGAGGUCGACGCUGCAGUGAGCCGUGAUUUCACCACUGCACUCCAGCCUGGGUGAGAAAGCAAGACCCUGUAUCAAGAAAAAAAAAAGACCAGCCUUGCAGCCAGAAGCCAGAGGAUACCCAGGGACAGUAGGGGUCCCACAUGGCUGGUUCUCAGCACACCUUCCAUGAACCCGCUUGCUGCUGGUGGCCAUCAUGCUGUGUGACAAAUCAGGCUGUUCACAGGCUUCCUCAGCCCCCCCAGAAGAAGGGUGUCAGGAAAGAGACAUUUAGUUCAUUUGCCUGCAAAUUGUCUUCUCCUGCAAGGAUCUCGGUAGACUCAGUCACAAAACAAAGGCUAAACCAGGAUUUGUAAGAGAGGGGGAAGGCCGCUGAUGCAGGGAGCAGAGACCUGCCAGCAUGUUUUGGGGGUAACGAUCGUGGGCAGGGAGCAGAGGUCCGCUGAGGCAGUCCUUGAGACCAACAAAGUCAUCUGCCAUUUGGGGAAUCUCUGGUGUUGGGAACAGGCCCCCAAAUCUGGCCAUAAACUGGUCCCAAAACUGGCCAUAAACAAAAUCUCUGCAGCACUGUGACAUGUUCGUGAUGGUCACAACCGCCAUGCUGAAGAUUGCGGGUUUACUGGAAUGAGGGCAAGGAACACCUGGCCCACCCAGGGCAGAAAACCGCUUAAAGGCGUUCCUGAACCACAAACAAUAGCAUGAGCAAUCUGUGCCUUAAGGACAUGUUCCUGCUGCAGAUAACUAGCCAGACCCAUCCCUUUAUUUCAGCCCAUCCCUUUAUUUCCUGUAAUAAAUGCUUUUAGUUAAUCUAUAAUCUAUAGAAACAAUGCUUACCACUGGCUUGCUGUCAAUAAAUAUGUGGGUAAAUCUCUGUUCGCGGCUCUCAGCUGUGAAGGCUGUGAGACCCCUGAUUUCCCACUCCACACCCUA
This is a messenger RNA of Symphalangus syndactylus (siamang), 3199 nucleotides long. RefSeq names its product F-box protein 17 (gene FBXO17). Lineage: Eukaryota; Metazoa; Chordata; Mammalia; Primates; Hylobatidae. Gene Ontology annotation, molecular function: ubiquitin protein ligase activity; protein binding. The record is from RefSeq and is a predicted model, not a curated record. Gene Ontology annotation, biological process: ERAD pathway; glycoprotein catabolic process; SCF-dependent proteasomal ubiquitin-dependent protein catabolic process. Gene Ontology annotation, cellular component: SCF ubiquitin ligase complex; cytoplasm.